AUGAAUACUUAUGGUGCUGGUGCAGGUGGUACUCGUAAUAUUGCUGGUAAUUGUAAUUCCCAUUUACAAUUAGAAGCUGAAUUAGCCGAUCUUCAUCACAAACCUGCUGCUUUAGUUUUCACUUCUUGUUAUGUGGCAAAUGAUAACACACUGAGCACUUUGGCUUCAAAACUUCCUGGCUGUGUAAUCUUUUCUGAUUCUUCAAAUCAUGCAUCAAUGAUCCAAGGUAUUAAACAUUCUGGUGCAAAAAAAUAUAUUUUCAAACAUAAUGAUCUAAAAGAUCUUGAGGAAAAACUUCAAUUGGUUGAUAUCGAUAUACCAAAAAUCAUUGCUUUUGAAAGUGUCUAUUCCAUGUCUGGCUCUGUUGGUCAUAUUGAAAAAAUUUGUGAUUUGGCCAAGAAAUAUGGCGCAAUUACCUUUUUGGAUGAAGUUCAUGCUGUUGGAAUGUAUGGUCCUCGUGGUGCUGGUGUUGCUGAACAUUUGGAUUUCGACUUGAAUGCUCGUUAUCCUUAUGCUGGUAAUGGCAGUGUUCUAGACAAAAUCGACAUCAUCUCUGGUACACUUGGUAAAGCAUUUGGUGUUGUUGGUGGAUAUAUUGCAGCUUCAGCAAGUCUCGUGGAUAUGAUCAGAUCAUAUGCCCCUGGAUUUAUUUUUACCACUUCAUUGCCACCUUUCAUUGCUGCUGGUGCUAAAGCAUCUAUUCAACAUUUGAAAAAAUCAAACAAAGAACGUGCAAUGCAACAACUUAAUACUCGUUUGUUGAAAGAACGUCUUGCUCAAUUGGAUAUUCCUGUUGUGCCAAACCCUUCUCACAUUGUACCUGUAUUAGUUGGUGAGGCUGAAACUUGCAAAAUCGCAUCUGACCAAUUGUUAAGUAAUCAUGGCAUCUAUGUUCAAUCAAUCAAUUACCCAACUGUUCCCAAGGGCGAGGAACGUCUCAGAAUUACACCCACACCUGGUCAUAAUCAACAAAUGACCGAUUAUCUUGUUAAUGCAUUAGAAAUUAUCUGGCGAGAAAAUGGAUUGAAACGUGUUAAUGAUUGGAGACUUGAGGGUGGCAAAGCUGGAGUUGGCACCAAUGAUCCAACCCCUAAGCCAGUUUGGACUGAUUAUCAAUUAAAUAAUAUUAAUGGCAAGAAUAAUGUCAAAGAAAUUAGUGCUAAUGAAUUUAAUUCUAAAAAUUUAAAUAUUAUGGCUUAUUAA
Entrophospora sp. SA101 is the source of this 1203-nucleotide messenger RNA. Lineage: Eukaryota; Fungi; Glomeromycota; Glomeromycetes; Entrophosporales; Entrophosporaceae. The record is from the annotation of a GenBank genome assembly.